Messenger RNA from Melanaphis sacchari, 792 nucleotides. RefSeq names its product CAX-interacting protein 4-like. NCBI's taxonomy places the organism in Eukaryota, Metazoa, Arthropoda, Insecta, Hemiptera, Aphididae. The record is from RefSeq and is a predicted model, not a curated record. Bases 1 to 792 code for a protein of 263 amino acids. The transcript has a single exon.
AUGGCCGGUAAACGGAUCACUGAAAAGCGAUCGGCGAUGAAAAACUUGGCCGAGCGAGGCGGGACGUUGAGAAGACGUGAAAAUGCAUUGAGCGUUUCGACCUACGCUUUGGACAACGAUAGCAGCGACCAGUCGACUAGUGGCGUCAGCGGCAUAGUAGCACUGAGAAGUAUUCGUCGGACGCGCAAAGGCCGUCGAUCGAAGAGUCGCAGGAGGCGUAGUCGGUCACGGUCCGGUCGUCGGCGCGUAAAGAGACGUAGCGGCACCGAUGUAGACGAAGAUGACAUGACUACGGACGCGGAGGAUGGCGACGAUGAUUCGUCAACGGUUGAUGCGACAUCCAGGAGGAGGACGAGCAGACGGAGGAGGCGAAAGGUCAGCUGGCGUCGUCGUCGUCGUCAUCAGAUCAAUAGUGGCGACGAUGAUGACACAGAGACCACCGACACUUCAUCGUAUAGUGGCGGCGGUAGCAGUGUUCUCGCGAUGGCGGCCAGCAAAUGUGGAAAUCCUUGUGGCAGCACCCACCGCCGGAAGAGGAGAAGGAGAUCCAUGUGCCGGCGGUCGACAGGUUACAAGAGAAGGAGAAGGAGUAAAAGGAGAAGCAGCGGCUGCCGUGUCUUCACGCUUAGCGAUUCUACCGUCGGUGAAAUAUCGGAUGAUUUGGCAGAAGUUAGAGGAACAAGCCACAUGCGCAUGAUGCGGAGCACCGGAUCAGAUAACGUUACCAGCGCCCUACGGGGUGCCCGGAAAUCGCGUUCGGCCUCCCGUUCAAGCUCUCCCUCAACAAAAUGA